Messenger RNA from Laetiporus sulphureus 93-53, 1933 nucleotides. RefSeq lists its product as uncharacterized. The record is from RefSeq and is a predicted model, not a curated record. Bases 61 to 1623 code for a protein of 520 amino acids. Lineage: Eukaryota; Fungi; Basidiomycota; Agaricomycetes; Polyporales; Laetiporaceae. The transcript is spliced from 3 exons.
CUUGUUCUUGCCAGCCUUAUAAUCCAUUGCAUCUCGAGAAGCCAUUCGACGCUCCACAUCAUGCUCCUCGCUCUCGUGCUUGUUAACUACUUCAAUCAGCGCUCAGUCGCCGCACCCAUCGCCGACGUUCGGUCCAUCGGGGACAUUUCCCCAUCUUGCGAUAAACUCGGCGACUGUCGAACGCUCCUGAGUAUCGUAUCCAGUUGCAUCGCCACCAUCGUCGCAUGCGUCUGGACUGCUGUUCACCCCGACAUUCCGCCGUACGGAGAGGACCCCUGGUUUCAGAAGCUUCGCCGCAUAUGGUUCACCAUUAGUGCCAUCAUUGCAUCGGAGAUCUACAUUUACAUAGCGGCGUGUCAAUACUUGAAAGCUCGUAAAAUAUCUCAGAUGAAUGAGUUCAAAGAGCAUGGUUGGACGACUACUCAUGGCUUCUUUGUUCUGAUGGGAGGUUUUGAGCUAUGCAACCCCUCAACACACAGCACAGAGCAGCUCAACGCCGACGACCUUAUCAACCUCAUCAACUCAAACAAAAUGGACUUCCUAUAUAUAUCGGAGGUAGAAAUCCAAGACAAAAGCAAAGCGAAUUGGCUGUCUAAAACGGCCGCAGUCGUUCAGACUUUCUGGUUUAUGCUGCAGGUUCUCGUCCGUUUCAUUGAAGGCCUCCCCAUCACGGAACUAGAGAUUUUUACGGCCAGUUUCACAAUCAUGGCAAUCGCUAUGUAUGCAUUAUGGUUGAGGAAGCCGUUCUGCAUCGAUGUACCAAUUGUGCUUCAUAAACAGCCGAAAGCUAUUACAGUCGCAAUGGAUACUCCGGGCAAUAUUGCGAAUGUGGCGGAUGCACCGAAUCUGAAUGGAAUAGUGGAGGAGGGAGAUUGCUCUUAUGACGAAUUCGAGCUUGGUCUAUGGGACAGUGAUUUGCGGCGCUUUACUAAAGUGCAGUCACACCCCGGGCCGAGGACAUCAGGACAUUGCCACUCCGUUCAACUUGAGGAAAGGACGUGCUUGCAAAACUUGCUUCAUCCGCUGAAAGUAGUCUGGAACGCGGCAUGCGAAUUCAUUCGCAAUAAGUAUCACAAACGGAUUGAGAACAUUCGAGGCACGAAAAACUUGUUCUAUCGUGGGCUGCUGUAUGCAGUAUUGGCAGUCAUUUUGUUGUUAUCAAUCAUCAUACGGGGCCCUGUGCGGUUUAUCUUCGGUCAACCUCGUCGUGAAGACUGGUGGCAUGCCGCCUCAAUAGGGAGUCACAACGGCUUCGACUUCUCCAUAUUCCGAUCUGUAUUCAAUGCGUCCUGUGUAGUUGCGGUGCCUGCUAUGAUUUUCGGAACCAUCCAUUGCACUGCGUGGUUCUCCGAUUUUCCAACGGUCAUAGAGCAAUACCUUUGGCGAAUACUGUCGCUUGUGAUCACUUGUUCUCCUGCCCUUGAGGUGUCUAUAUUCUUUAUCAUGACACGUUCAACUGGAACAGCGAUAGUUGUCCUAGGGACGUUUUCAGGUCUCGUCAUUCCCCUAUUAUACGUUGUCUCCCGACUCAUCCUCCUUGUCCUCGCAUUUACCACUCUCCGCGCCCUUCCUCCCGGUGCAUACAAAGCCAUCUCUUGGGUAGAAUUCAUUCCGCACCUCUAGGUACCACAGCAUUCCACUCCAUGUUUGUACUUGGCCCAACAUAUCCAUUCUCCGUCACCAUCUCAGUACGUUCUUACUUGUCUCGGACUAUAUACUGUUUCGUACCUCGCUUUGCCCUUGCCGCGAAAAUCUCAUGAUUAUUCGCACUCAAGCUAGUCAUUUUGGAACGCCGAGUGACAGGCCUGGUGUGAUAAAUGCCUCCUUGUACGACCAGCAGCGAAUCGUCGAAGUCGAGUCUGCUCAUCCGCUACAGCGCAUGCGGAGCAACCUCAGCGACACAAACGUCAGGUUCGUCAAGACCAACCAGAAC